Dictyostelium purpureum is the source of this 2067-nucleotide messenger RNA. RefSeq lists its product as uncharacterized. The transcript has 2 exons. Gene Ontology annotation, biological process: G protein-coupled receptor signaling pathway. The annotation marks the transcript as partial. The record is from RefSeq and is a predicted model, not a curated record. Lineage: Eukaryota; Evosea; Eumycetozoa; Dictyosteliales; Dictyosteliaceae. Gene Ontology annotation, molecular function: G protein-coupled receptor activity. Gene Ontology annotation, cellular component: plasma membrane.
AUUUUUAUCAUUUUAUUAUUAAAUAUAAUAUUUAGUAAUGGACAGAGCAGCGAUUCUAAUUUACGUAUGGCUUUGCUUUUAGAAGGUCAAGUCGACGAUUUAGGUAUUAAUUAUGCAAUCAAUCUUGGUUUGGCUGAAGCUGAAGCAGAUGUCGAACAACCAGCUAAAGUUUUAAAUUUAAUCAGUGGUUACGAUUCAACCUAUGACUCAAUUCAAAGUCUCAUCGAUGAUAAAUAUAACUUAAUUAUCACCAGUUCAAGUUCACAAAGAUCAGCAGCUUUAGAUAUCGCAAAAAAGAACCCAUCAGUUUACUUUUUCAUUUAUGGUAACAUUGCCGUUAAAAACCUCCCAAAUGUUAAUGUCGGUUCAUAUCAUUACAAUUUAGUUUCUCCACACUAUGUUUUAGGUUAUAUUGCUGGUGGCACAAAUAAGAAUGUUGGUAUGGUCGUUCCAGGUUUACCAGUCGAAAACUAUUAUACCGCCAAUGCUUUCUUCACUGGUAUGAGAAAUAGAAAUAGCUCUGCCACAUUAUCUGUUGUCUCUACUUCAUCUUAUAGUGAUCAAGAUACUGCCAGAGGUGCCGGUCAAAUUCUCUUAGACAAAGGUAUUCAAUUAGUUUCACAAAGUCAAACUGAUAUGUUAGUCCCACAAAUGUUUUUAAAUGAAUCAAAAUAUGCCUUUGGUACCAAUGGUUUCCCACAAUCAAGCAUUUAUGGUAAUCGUAUUCUCCAAUCAGUCGUCCACAACUACCAAGAGCCAUUCAAGAAGGUUGCCAACAUGGUCAAAGAUGGUACCUGGGUCGAUAACUAUCAAUACUAUGGUGAUUUUUCAAAUGGUUUCUUUACUUUAGAUUAUUUCUCAUUCUUAAUUGAACCAGCUGAAGUUGCAAAUAUUCAAAAAUUAGUUGAUGAUUUAGUCAAUCUUCAACAACCAUACUUAACUCAAAAUGGUGUCCUUUAUAAUAUUAACGAAUUAUUAAAUCAAAAAACUUUAUUAGAUGGUAUUACUGACGAUGGUUACUAUGCUGUCCCAACCGUUGAAGUCUAUGAAAACUCUGGUGUAAACAAGACCUUUUUAGCUUUAUCAAUUGUCGAAAUGGCCGUUUGCUUAAUUAUUGGUUUAGUUGUUGUUAUCUUUUUCUACAGCAACUUAAAUAUCAUUUACUCUACCAUUCCAUUCUGUGUCACUAUCUUAUUAGGUGCCUCAUUAGUCGCUGUUGCCAUUUUACUUUGGAAUCUUAGAGACUUAAAUGAUCAAAUCUGUACUUCUAAAAUCUGGAUGGCUUCACUUGGUUAUAACAUCUUAAUUGGUUUCAUUAUCAUCAAAGCCACUUUAAUCUACUUGAAGUUCCUUUCAAUGGAAAAGAAAGGUGGUAACCAAAAGAUCUCACCAGUUCCAUAUCUUCAAAUCGUCCUUUGGUUCGUUCCAUUUUUAAUUAUCGAUGUUAUUCUUUUAAUCAUUUACAGCACCUCAGGCCAACCAGGUAAAAUCGAUUCAUUGGGUUUAGAUGGUAUUGGUAGAUAUGAAUACACUCAAAAUUGUGUAAACAACUUCACCGGUGAUAUCAUCCUUUACAUUAUCUUAGUAUUCCACGGUUUACAAUUAUUAUAUGGUUGUUUCAUUGCUUGGAAGACUCGUGUCAUCGAUUUAGAAGAGUUUGUUGAAGCUCACGAUUUUGCCACUGCUAUUUAUUUAAUUACUUUCUGUAGUUUUAUUAUUGUAAUUCUUAUGGUCGGUGUUACCAGUACUCGUAAUAGAAACACCAUUAUCUCUGCUUGUGCUAUUUUCUCUACUUUCUCUUGUGUACUCAUCAUCUAUGGUGCCAAGUUCUGGAAGAUUUAUAAACCAGUCGAAGAUGAUGGUUUACCACAAAUUAAAUUAAAAUCACUCAAGAACGGUGGUAGUGGUAGCGGUGCUUCAUUAUCAUCAAAAUCAAAGAAAUCAUCAUUAUCAAGUGUUGGUGCUAAAUCAUCAGGUUCUGGUGUUAAUACUGGUACUCCAGGUCAAAGUGCUAUGGCUAGUAUCAAUAUUCAAAACUUUGUAAAUCCAAUUGAAGCUAAUUCCAGA